Molecule: messenger RNA, 3830 nt
Organism: Cuscuta epithymum
Lineage: Eukaryota; Viridiplantae; Streptophyta; Magnoliopsida; Solanales; Convolvulaceae
Source: the annotation of a GenBank genome assembly
UUAGCUUUUGAAGCGUAGGCUCAUCCGAGAGCUUGGUGAAUUUGAUUUGAUUCCUCCCUCAAUUUUGACAUGGUCAAAGCUCCCAAAGGUUUGUCUAUUACUUGGCCUCAACUAGCAGACGUGGUCUGCUUCAGACCAAGGCAUUUAUGCGGAGUAUAUCUCUUAGGAAAGGCGGAUGGAAGUAUGGAACACCCUUCUACCAACCCAGAGGCAGGUUGUACGUGCCGUGUAAGGAAUAAAUGUAUUUAGAUUUUGAUGAUGCUAGAUUUAUUAGAACCUUAGUAUACCCCUAUUAGAUUUGAUGUAUUAGAAUUUUUCUAAGUGUAAGCAUUCUAGAGUAAUCGACUGACAAAAGACCUCCAGGCCCUCUGCUGAACGUUUACUAAACAGAAGUGCUCGAGGCCCUCUGAGACUGCCCCUCUGUAUACAGCAACAUAAGUCCUCAUACUUAUCUUUCUCAAGCCUACUUAGCCGGUUUCUUAAUGGAAUCUUUCCUAACGGCUAGGAGCUCCAUCAACGAAAUUGAUACACGACAGUGCAUUUAAUGCUCAUUUAAUGAGCUCUAUGCUCUGAAGAGUUAAAGCUGAUGAUUGACCGAGAUUCCAGGGAAACCUUAUCCCAAAAGAGCAACCUUGCGGGUCCAACCGGUCAACUUCACUGUACGCGCAUUUAAUGAAGAUUGUUUUCUUCCUCCAACGGGAAAACAACCCUAGUAUAUACGAAGUAUAUAUGAUACUACAUGAAGAACUACCCGGAUAACUUUUUGCUCUCACUACAACUCAAAAAGCUUUCUUGAGAUUCGAACUCCAUCUUCCUCAACAAGAAAAGCUUACGUUGGAAAGAUAACAUUUUCUCAUAUUCUUUCAUCCAACUAAUAGCAAAGUUCUUCCAAGUUCUUCAACACUUCAAGCACCUCAUUACACAUCCUUUGUAAUGAAGCAAGUUGGAGAAAACCUUGAUCUUAACAACUUCUGUUAAAGAAGGACGUCGAAGUAACUGGAGUAGUGAAGUGGGUAUACUUCAAAGAAGCUCUGUGAAAGGACCAGUCUUAAAGGAAGCAAGGAAGUGCAUCCCAGGAGACAUCUACACUUGAAGAAGACGUGGAGAGCUUCUUAAGUGUUAGGUCUUAAGCGUUGUAACUGAUUUCUUACAAGAUUUAGCAUGCCUUUUAUUUUCCCACAUUAUUUUUCCUUCCAAAUUUCUUCUGUGCUUCGCUCCUCUUGUUUCCCCCCAGUGGUUUCCAUGUUCAAAACAAACCUUUUGGGAAUUUAGGAUUCUCAGGAAUAUCCUAUUUUCUAAGGUGUGUUUGUGGGAAGGGGUUUAGAACUAAAAAGUUUGGACUACUUUGGAGGGCUAGUUCAUAUCUUAAUAUCUCUGCUUUUUUAAAAUCCAAAUACUUACAUUAUACUCCAUAUGACUGUAUGUUAUAGUGAAAUAUUUUAAUCACAUUUUAUAUGUAUUUAGAAACAUAAAACCUUCUUCUCCUCCCCCAAAGAAAAACCUUCCUCUCCUAACAAAUUUAAAACCCUCCAUGUAAAAAGCCAUUCCAAACAGGUUAGUGCUUUGAGAAUGACUGUGAUGAACUUUCAGUGUUAAGAUGAGUCCAUCUGAAUUCAUCCAAGGACAACAACCAGCUCUCACAGUGCAGUCAGCAGGUCAUGCAUUGCAUGUCUUCGUCAAGGGGCGAUUCUCAGGUCCAAUUGCAUUCUUUCAUUGUGAAAUCCUAAUAAAUUCUUAUUUUUGGGUCUCUUUGGGCCUAGGAAGUUGCUAGGGAUAGGGAACAAGAAAAAAUUGGGGAAAUUUGGAAGAAAAGAAAACUCUAAGGGAAACUAAAUCAUGUGCUUAAGCUUAAUAUUUUUUAUAUAUUUGUUUGAACUCAUUGUAUUUACCUAUUCCCAUUAUAUAAAGACUAAAAGAUGCAAGAACAACUAAGAAAAAAUAUAAAAAGUAAGACGUAGUAAUACUUUUCAUUUUUGGUGGUAAAUCACCAAACUGAACAGAAGAAAAUGAGUUUUCUUAACAAUCUCCCCCUAGCAUUUUUCAGGAUCCAAACGUAACCUUAGUGUAAAACAAUUAGAAGCUCCACACACAUUGUCUUGAUUGAAUAGCAGGGUCAGCUUAUGGAACUAAAGAUCACCCAGAGUUCAAAUAUACACUGAAUGUCGCAUUGCAAUCUGGAGUGAACAAAAUUUCUCUCAGUGUAGCAAUUGGAUUGCCGAAUGAUGGUGCCUAUUACGAUAGACGGCACACAGGAAUCAUUGGACCCGUCGUAUUGCGUGGACUACCCAAUGGACCUAGGGACUUAUCUUGGCAGAAAUGGUCUUAUCAGGUAGGUUUGAGAGGUGAAGCAUCUAAUACCCGCUCAAGGGAAGACAGACCGCUUGGAGAAUUGAGUGUGAUGAGAUUUGAGUUUCAGUGUGGGAUAUUUUCUGGCUUGGAAAUGCCAUUAUCUUCAUCCUCUCUUCUAUAAAUACCUACUCUGCCUUCGACCGUCAUACCUGCGUACACACCCAUAUUUAUUCCUUCGUCACUGCAAAAACCAAAAGAGAAGAAAGCCAAACCUUCUCUUCAGAGAGAGAGAGAGAACGGAUGAUAAAGAAAGUCGGAACCAUCUCUCUGUACCACGCAUCGCCGGAGAAGGGGGGAACGAACGCCGGAGCUUUUGCCAGACUGGUCUUGACGCCGGAAAACGAUGAAGAGGCCGGAGGUCGCCGCAGAUUACUUCUGUAACCAAGUAUCAUGGAGGAAACAAUUUUGGAAGAACAGCAGGAGGUCCCUUUCUUACUACUAGCUAUGAUUAUGAUGAUGCUCCUAUUGAUGAAUAUGGUAUAAUUAGACAGCCCAAGUAUGACCAUUUGAAGAACUUUCACAAUGCUAUUAAGUUAAGUGAGAAAGCUUUAGUCAAUGCUGUUCCAACUAUCACACAAUUAGGAAGCUACCAAGAGGCACAUGUAUUUUCCACGUCUGGAGAGUGUGCUGCUUUUCUCUCAAAUUUCCAUCUGAAUUCAUCAGCCACUGUGACAUUCAAUAAGAAGCAAUAUGCACUUCCACCUUGGUCAACCUCGAUUCUUCCAGAUUGCAAGAAUGCUGUAUUUAACACUGCCACGGUGGAAGUGAAGAAAUCUGAGGUGCAGAUGUUGCCCACAAACAUUCCAACGCUCUCCUGGGCAACAUUUACUGAAGACAUAUUUAAUGAAGAUAGUGAUUCAAAGCUUACUGUUAGUGGUCUGUUGGAGCAAUUAAAUGUCACCAGGGAUACCAGUGAUUAUCUCUGGUACAGCACCAGGACCUCAUGCUGCUCCUACUGCUGAGAACGUGAACAAAAUAACCAGUAACCGUGAGGACGGCAACGGCAUAUCAACUCCACUGCCGGGUUUCACUCCAGAGCAAUGGCAAACUUUGCUUUCCAUUUUCGGAAAUUCACCCUCCCCUAAUGAUCACAUGGCCGGAUCGUCUCUCGAAGAGGUUGAUUGGAACGGGUGAACGGAGGAAUGGACUGUAUUAUCUGCGAGAGGAACCCACAGCUCAUAUUUUAGCAAUCAAAGACUCCAACAGUUCAAUGGUUGAAUUAUGGCAUCAAAGGUUGGGACAUCCGUCAUCUCAAGUUAUUGAAAAAUUGGCUCCUGUAAGUGGUUUGAAGCAUACCAGAGGUCUUCCUUGUGAUGUUUGUUUUAGAGCUAAGCAAACUAGAGACUCUUUUCCCACUAGUUUGAAUAAAACUCAUGAACCAUUUGAAUUGGUUCAUUGUGAUUUAUGGGGUCCUUAUAACACUCCUUCUUCCUGUGGUGCCCGACAUUUUUUAACCAUUGUGGAUGACUAUUCUCGUGCUG